Molecule: messenger RNA, 5962 nt
Organism: Cololabis saira (Pacific saury)
Lineage: Eukaryota; Metazoa; Chordata; Actinopteri; Beloniformes; Belonidae
Gene: nalcn
Product: sodium leak channel, non-selective
Exons: 48
Coding region: 419-5647 (1742 amino acids)
Biological process (GO): monoatomic ion transport; transmembrane transport
Cellular component (GO): membrane
Molecular function (GO): monoatomic cation channel activity
Source: RefSeq, a predicted model, not a curated record
UCAGGGUGAUGUCACGGCCAAGGAUCCACGCAGGACCAGGAACCUGAUUGAUGAAUUUCUCACACACAAGCUGAAGAUUGGAAAACCUGCCAGACAACUGUUGCAGAACUGUGUCCACAAUGACAUUAGAAACCACGCACCUAAAGUUCCUCUCAGGUUCCUUUUCAUGAUAAAGGACACAGAUCUGUCUUUACUUCCCUGGUUCCAUCGGCCCUGAUUUAGUCCGUGUUCCAGAGCAGAUAUCAGAACCACUCAAGACCGUCGCUCUCAUGACCGCUGCCGUUCACUGACCAACGCAGGACCGUCCGAUUUUCCGGGACCUUCUCCUGGUUCUCCGAUCCGUGGUUGGUUCCCACCUCCGUGUCCUGGUGAUGAACGCACCAAUGAGGAGCCUCACAGGAAUGCCUGAUCGCAUGUUAUGUGCAGUGCUGGAGCAAUUUCAGCUUUACUUUUCCCUUUGAUCCACUCCCUGUAUAGCACGGCAAGCCCUAGCAUGCUGAAGAGGAAGCAGAGCUCGCGGGUGGAGGCCCAGCCCAUGACCGACUUCGGCCCGGACGAGACCCUGGCGGACAGCGCCGACAUCUUCUGGAUCAACAAACCAUGGGUCCACUCCUUGCUCAGAGCCUGCGCCAUCAUCAGCGUCAUCUCCGUGUGCAUGAACACGCCCAAGACCUUCGAGCACUACCCGCCCCUGCAGUACGUCACCUUCACGCUGGACACGCUGCUCAUGUUCCUCUACACGGCCGAGAUGAUCGCCAAGAUGCACAUCAGAGGCAUCGUCAAGGGAGACAACUCGUACGUGAAGGACCGCUGGUGCAUGUUUGAUGGAUUCAUGGUGUUCUUCAUCUGGGUGUCCCUGGUGCUGCAGGUGUUUGAAAUAGGGAAGCUGGUGGACCAGAUGUCUCCAUGGGGGAUGCUGAGAAUCCCCCGAGCGCUCAUCAUGAUCCGGGCCUUCCGGAUCUACUUCCGCUUCGAGCUGCCGCGCUCCCGCAUCACCAACAUCCUCAAGCGGUCGGGGGAGCAGAUCUGGAGCGUCUCCAUCUUCCUGCUCUUCUUCCUCCUGCUCUACGGAAUCCUGGGCGUCCAGAUGUUCGGGACGUUCAACCAUCACUGCGUCACCAACGACACGCAAAGGAAUCAUGUGACGUGGAACAGCCUGGCGAUCCCGGACACUCACUGCUCCCCCGACGGAGAAGGAUAUCAGUGUCCCCUCGGGUUCAAGUGCAUGGACCUGGAGGAGCUGGGGCUGAGCCGGCAGGAGCUGGGCUACAGCGGCUUUAAUGAGCUGGGUACGAGCAUCUUCACGGUGUACGAGGCGGCGUCCCAGGAGGGCUGGGUGUUCCUCAUGUACCGAGCCAUCGACAGCUUCCCCCGCUGGAGAUCCUACUUCUACUUCAUCACCCUCAUCUUCUUCCUGGCCUGGCUGGUCAAGAACGUGUUCAUCGCCGUCAUCAUCGAGACGUUUGCAGAGAUCAGGGUUCAGUUCCAGCAGAUGUGGGGGUCGAGGAGCAGCACCACCUCCACCGCCACGACGCAGAUGUUCCACGAAGACGCGGCGGGAGGAUGGCAGCUCGUAGCGGUGGACGUCAACAAGCCGCACGGCCGAGCUCCUGCCUGCCUGCAGCAACUGAUGCGGUCGUCGCUGUUCCACAUGUUCAUCCUGAGCAUGGUUGCCGUGGACGUCAUCGUCGCCGCCAGCAACUACUACAAGGGCGAGAACCACCGGCGACACUACGACGAGUUCUACCUGGCCGAGGUUGCCUUCACCGUGCUGUUCGACCUGGAGGCUCUGCUGAAGAUCUGGUGUCUGGGGUUCACCGGCUACAUCAGCUCCUCGCUGCACAAGUUUGAGUCCCUGCUGGUGGUGGGAACCACGCUGCACAUCUACCCCGACCUGUACCACUCCCAGUUCACCUACUUCCAGGUGCUGCGAGUGGUGCGUCUGAUCAAGAUUUCCCCGGCGCUGGAGGAUUUUGUCUACAAGAUCUUCGGUCCGGGGAAGAAGCUGGGCAGCCUGGUGGUUUUCACGGCCAGCCUGCUCAUCGUCAUGUCGGCCAUCAGCCUGCAGAUGUUCUGCUUCGUGGAGGAGCUGGACCGCUUCACCACCUUCCCCCGGGCGUUCAUGUCCAUGUUCCAGAUUCUGACCCAGGAGGGCUGGAUCGACGUCAUGGACCAGACUCUGGUGGCCGUGGGGCAAGUGUGGGCUCCGGUCGUGGCCAUCUACUUCAUCCUCUACCACCUGUUCGCCACGCUGAUUCUGCUGAGUCUGUUUGUGGCCGUUAUCCUGGAUAACCUGGAGCUGGACGAGGACUUGAAGAAGCUUAAGCAGCUGAAGCAAAGUGAAGCCAACGCCGACACCAAGGAGAAGCUGCCGCUGCGACUCCGGAUCUUUGAGAAGUUUCCCAACCGACCUCAGAUGGUGAAGAUCUCCAAGCUGCCGUCGGACUUCACCGUGCCGCGGAUCAGGGAGAGUUUUAUGAAGCAGUUCAUCGACCGGCAGCAGCAGGACACCAACUGUCUGUUCCGCCGUCUCCCGUCAGCGUCCUCGUCCUCCUGCGACCACUCCAAACGCUCGGCCAUCGAGGACAACAAGCACAUCGACCAGAAGCUUCGCAGGUCAAUAUUUAGCAUUCGAGCGCGAAACCUGCUGGAAAAAGAGACGACGAUCAAUAAAAUCCUCCGGGCAUGCACGAGGCAGCGGAUCCUCAGCGGGUCGUUGGACGGCCAACCGACCAAAGAGAGAUCCAUCCUCAGCGUUCAGCACCACAUCAGACAGGAACGCAGAUCUCUGCGUCACGGUUCCACCAGUCAGAGGAUCAGCAGGGGGAAGUCUCUGGAGACGCUCACGCAGGACCACUCCAGCACGGUGCGCUACCGCAACGCCCAGAGAGAAGACAGCGAGAUCAAGAUGAUCCAGGAGAAGAAGGAACAGGCGGAAAUGAAAAGGAAGGUGCAGGAGGAGGAGCUGCGGGAGAACCACCCGUACUUCGACAAGCCUCUGUUCAUCGUGGGCCGCGAGCAUCGCUUCAGGAACUUCUGCAGGGUGAUCGUCCGCGCUCGAUUCAACGUAUCAAAAGCCGACCCGAUAACCGGAGCAGUGAAGAACACCAAAUACCACCAGCUGUACGACCUGCUGGGCCUCGUCACCUACCUGGACUGGGUCAUGAUCGUGGUGACGAUCUGCUCCUGCAUCUCCAUGAUGUUUGAAUCUCCCUUCACCAGAGUGAUGCAGGCCCCCACGCUGCAGAUCGGGGAGUACGUGUUCGUGAUAUUCAUGAGCAUCGAGCUGAACCUGAAGAUCAUGGCCGACGGGCUGUUCUUCACCCCCACGGCCGUCAUCAGAGACUUCGGAGGAGUCAUGGACAUCUUUAUCUACCUAGUGAGUCUGAUCUUCCUGUGCUGGCUUCCCCCCGACAUCCCCCCCGAGUCCGGAGCUCAGCUGCUGAUGAUGCUGCGCUGCCUCCGUCCGCUCAGGAUCUUCAAGCUGGUUCCUCAGAUGAGAAAGGUGGUGCGGGAAGUUCUCAAAGGCUUCAAGGAAAUAUUCCUGGUUUCCAUCCUGCUCCUCACGCUGAUGCUGGUCUUCGCCAGCUUUGGAGUUCAACUGUUCGCAGGGAAGCUGGCCAAGUGCAACGACCCCAGCAUCAUCACACGGGGCGACUGCCACGGCAUAUUCCGCAUUAACGUCAGCGUUUCCAGAAAUCUCAACCUGAAGUUGAAACCCGAGGAGAAGAAACCAGGUUUCUGGGUCCCGAGAGUCUGGGCCAACCCACGGAACUUUAACUUCGACAACGUGGGGAAUGCCAUGCUGGCUCUGUUUGAGGUUCUGUCUCUGAAGGGCUGGGUGGAGGUCCGGGACGUGAUCAUCCACCGCGUCGGCCCGAUCCACGGCAUCUACAUCCACGUGUUCGUGUUCCUGGGCUGCAUGAUCGGACUCACGCUGUUCGUCGGAGUCGUCAUCGCAAACUUCAACGAGAACAAGGGAACGGCCCUGCUGACGGUGGACCAGAGACGAUGGGAGGACCUGAAGAGUCGGCUGAAGAUCGCCCAGCCGCUGCACCUGCCGCCCCGCCCAGAGAACGGAGGUUUCCGCGCUAAGAUGUACGACAUCACCCAGCACCCCUUCUUCAAACGGGGCAUCGCGGUGCUGGUGCUGGCCCAGUCCGUCCUGCUGUCAGUCAAAUGGGAUGUGGACGAUCAGGUCACGUUUCCUCUCGCCACCAUGUCUGUGGUCUUCACCUUCAUCUUCGUGCUGGAGGUGACGAUGAAGCUGAUCGCCAUGUCUCCGGCGGGAUACUGGCAGAGCCGGAGGAACCGCUACGACCUGCUGGUCACGUCUCUGGGCGUCAUCUGGAUCGUCUUGCACUUCUCCCUACUGAACGCCUACACCUACAUGAUGGGCACCUGCGUGAUCGUCUUCAGGUUCUUCACCAUAUGCGGGAAACAUGUGACGCUGAAGAUGCUGCUGCUGACGGUGGUGGUCAGCAUGUACAAGAGCUUCUUCAUCAUCGUGGGAAUGUUCCUGCUGCUGCUCUGCUACGCCUUCGCUGGAGUCGUGCUCUUCGGAACCGUCAAGUACGGAGAGAACAUCAACCGGCAUGCCAACUUCUCCACGGCGGGCAAAGCCAUCACAGUUCUGUUCCGCAUCGUUACGGGCGAGGACUGGAAUAAGAUCAUGCACGACUGCAUGGUCCAGGCUCCGUUCUGCACGCCGGACAAGCACCGCUACUGGGAGACGGACUGUGGCAACUACGCCGGCGCCCUCAUCUACUUCUGCUCCUUCUACGUCAUCAUCGCCUACAUCAUGCUCAACCUGCUCGUAGCCAUCAUCGUGGAGAACUUCUCCCUCUUCUACUCCACCGAGGAGGACCAGCUGCUCAGCUACAACGACCUGCGCCACUUCCAGAUCAUCUGGAACAUGGUGGACGACAAACGGGAGGGCGUCAUCCCCACCUCCAGAGUGAAGUUCCUGCUGCGUCUGCUCCGGGGACGGCUGGAGGUCGACUUGGACAAGGACAAGCUGCUGUUCAAGCACAUGUGCUAUGAGAUGGAGCGUCUCCACAACGGAGGGGACGUCACCUUCCACGACGUCCUCAGCAUGCUGUCGUACCGCUCGGUGGACAUCAGGAAGUCUCUGCAGCUGGAGGAGCUGCUGGCGAGGGAACAGCUGGAAUAUACCAUCGAGGAGGAGGUGGCCAAGCAGACCAUCCGCAUGUGGUUGAAGAAGUGCCUGAAGCGCAUCCGGGCGAAGCAGCAGCAGUCCUGCAGCAUCAUCCACUCCCUGAGGGAGAGCCAGCAGCAGGAGCUGAGCCGCCUCCUCAACCCCCCCAGCAUCGAGACCACGGUGGCCAGCGAGGACCACAACACCAGGGACCUGGAGAACCAGCCCGAGAUGAGCCUGCAGCAGCUGCUGAGCCCCACGCUGUCAGACCGAGGGGGGCCCCGGCAGGACUCCGGGGACCUGGGGAGGCCGCAGAGGAAGCUGGGCCAGUGGCGGCUCCCCGCAGGUCGCAACAGCAUGAAGGCCGCCGGCUGCAAGAUGAACCCGGCGGGCGACGAGGCGUCGUCGGGGUCGGAGGUCAAGAAGUGGUGGACGCGCCAGCUGACGGUGGAGAGUGAUGAGAGCGGCGACGACCUCAUCGACCUCUGAGCCGCUCGGUCCCGACCUUCUGCUGCUCGUCCCUCGCCAUGAUGGAGCGGAUCAUGUGACCUCCGCCGCCGUCAUGGCGUCUUUCUAAACCAGCCUGCUGCUCCUCGUCCUCGUCUACGUCUCAUGUCCGUGUCGGCAGCUCGUAUUAAAGCAGCUUCAGUCUCUGCAGUGUUUGGAAUAACAGCGUUAAAAAUAGCGGCGUUACUAACGCCGUUAUUCUCUCCCAGUAACGGGUAAUCUCAGUUCUAUGGAGGCUCAUUUCCGCCAGUAAAAGAAAAAAAUAAGAUGAAAUAUUAGCCUUAAAAAUAGAAAUAU